Molecule: messenger RNA, 2481 nt
Organism: Vanrija pseudolonga
Lineage: Eukaryota; Fungi; Basidiomycota; Tremellomycetes; Trichosporonales; Trichosporonaceae
Exons: 3
Coding region: 101-2353 (750 amino acids)
Biological process (GO): mitochondrial protein processing; protein quality control for misfolded or incompletely synthesized proteins
Cellular component (GO): mitochondrial inner membrane
Molecular function (GO): metalloendopeptidase activity
Source: RefSeq, a predicted model, not a curated record
CCCCCACUCACUCGCCCACCCACCCACGCCAUUCAAUUUUGCAUCGCCCGUCACUUUGUCGCGCCCGAUGAUGCCAAUGCUUCGGCGCCGACGCUAGAUCAUGUUCCAUCUUCACCAUUCUGCCUUGUCCUCCCCACUCAGGCAUUCAAUCCACAACAGCAUACUACUACGCCCCUCAGCAUCGGCCGCCAACCUCGUUCGUCGGAUUGGUGCUCGAGCAGCACCCAUCACGCCGACACUGGCAACCGCCACUACUCAUCUACUUCACAACACCAACACCACCUCACCACAGCGCCUACAAUGGCUAUCCACCUCCACAACACAUAGUGGCCAACAACCACCGACCACGCCACCCCAACUGCCCAAGCCGCAAUGGGACACACGGAUCGCACAAUUGCGAGGCUCCCCCCACUCGGCAUGGCCACCACCAACAACGCGCGUUGGCCUGCAGCUCAACCGGCCCGAGUUUCGCAGCAGAUCUCGAGGGGUCGACACCGUGCGUCCAUUCCAUGCGACUGCUCGUCGAGAUGCACUGCCUCUGAUCCCUGGUGUACUCGCCAUUGUCAAGGGCACAUCACUCUUGACGCUCGCCACAGCCUUCUCCCGGAUCCUCAUCUCCUUCUUUCCUCUUGGCACACUCGCCACGUUUCGACUGGCACGAGGCGUAACAUGGCUAUCCCAAGACAAACGAGUGCCGACGGCUUCACCCGAGGCAGACGAGUUUUACAAGAUGUGGUGCGAAGGCGAACGUGGCGUGCGCGUCACCAUGGACGAGGCACUUCAGCUCGUUCACGCCCCUGAGAAGGAAACGGGCGGCAUUGAAGGAUUGUUGGCACCAGACGGCCGUGUCGCUUACAGCAUACCACUUCCAAAGCACUGGCGACGACACGACCCGAGCCGCAAGAAACCAGCCGAGGACGACCCCAAAUGCGAACACGACGCUUGGGUCAAGAAGACGCAGCGAUAUAUUCGCGCUUCCUUCUUCUUCCUCCCACCUCUUCCUCCUGUGUCGGUCCGCUACUACAACGAGCUCACCCAUCAAGAGCGAGGGGAGGUCGAUGCGUUGCGGCGGUACUGGAUCAGCUUGCGCAUGUUCAAGGACAGAUUGCGUGUGUCGCGUGUUGUCGUCGCAAUGCUCGUCGGUGUUCCAAUCUUGCUCCUUGUCGGCGUGUGGGCGACCGGUCUGGAGCGCGUACCUCUGACCGGACGAUGGCGUCUGAUUCUUCUCACCCCGGAGGAGGAAGACGUGGUAGCCACAAGUCUCGAGGGUGCCAAUUGGUACAAGAGCGUCAUCAACCUUCUUACCACACCCGAGAAGCCGGCGCCUCCCGUGUUGCCGUUUAGCGAUUGGCGGUGGCAGUGGGUGCAGUCGACGCUUCGCCACAUUGAAUCGGCAACGAUUGCCGCUGCAGAGAGGUCUGAGCAAGGCUUGCCUCGACCAGCAGAUGCGCCUGAUCUGUACCCACCUAAACCUUCUUACCCACUCCGCCCACGACCACGAGUUUCUGCUCGCCUUCACGCCGCUCUCCCUGGUAGCGACGCUAUGUCUGGCCUCGAGCACAUGGAACUCGGCCCGCCAUACAACAUCUUGAUCAUGGAUUCUCCGGACAAGAACGCAUUUUCGUAUGGCUUUGGUGGCAAGGGCGCCGGCGGCAUCGUCAUCUUUACGGGGCUGUUGGACGAGAUCUUGAAGCACAACAAUGCCCCACCACCGCCAGAGCCGGCACCGCAGUCUGGUGGCUUCUUUGGUGGCCUCUUUUCGUCAACACCGCAGAGAGCGAGGGCGACACCGCAGCCGACCGAGGAACAGACGCUUCAUCUGGCCAUGGUGCUGUCGCACGAGAUGGGCCACCUGCUCCUAAGCCACCACCUUGAGACGCUGUCGCAUCAGCAAGUUCUCUGGCCGUCCAUCCUCAACUUCAGUAUCGAUCUCAUCCGCGCGUGCAUCUGGCCCUUUACCAUCUUCCUCGGGCCAACUGUGAAUGACGCUCUGGCCAAUGUGGGCCGCACGAGCGCCGAAGAGAUGUCGCAGAGGCUUGGACACGUUGGAUUCGAGUACAAGCACGAGUAUGAGGCAGAUCUGAGUGCCCUUCGAUUACUCGCACACGCUGGGUUCGACCCGAGGGCAGCAGUCGACGAGUACGCAACCUCGGUCACUCAUCUCGAAGAGAUUGAGAAGGCAUCUUUACCCUGGUGGACUCUAUUCAAACUGUGGGAAUCGUCGCACCCAUCCCCAGAUGAGCGCGUCACAGCGAUGCGGGAAGAGCUUGACCGCUGGGUGCGCGAGGCUCAGAAGGAGAAGGAGGGGAAUCCUGUCAAGGGAGGUAACGACGGGGCGUGGCGCGCCGAGUGAGCGCCCAAUUGAACGUCGGAGCGUUGAGCGUCAAGCGUCUUGGAUGCGUCUUGGUGUAAUGUAUGUAAUUUAGGCUGUAGGAACACUGCUCAUUCGCGGCCGUUAGAUGCAUGGGUCGCAUGUGGACG